AUGGACUACACGGCGGUGAAAAGAACCGAGCCACCGGUUGAUGAUGUUCGAGAGGAAAAAGAGGGAUGUUUCAGCCGCCUUCGCUAUCGAUGUGGCGCUUUUGAUCAAGGUCGACGACAGGGAUGCUGCUGGAUUGUCGCUUUCAUGGUGCUAACCGCGAUAUUUGGCGGUUUAUUCAACAACAAAAACAACGAAGAUUUGCCGUUUUUUGGCGAGCAGAAUUUGACCGUCCCAUCGAGCCUCUUUCCAUUGAAGAUCCCUUUGGGUGAUCCAUUGCAAAUCGGUCAAUACUAUCACAUUUACGGAAAUGUUAGCAAAAGCGCAACCGAUUUCUGCUUCUCGCUCACCCAGGAUGUUGAUGUGAGGCUGAAGAUUUGCGCACUUUUCAGCAAUGGAACGGGUGAAAACUCGACGACCACUUAUCAAGCGUUGAGGAAAAACGGCACAUUGAUCAACGAGAUUUCAGUGAAUCCGUUUGAGAAAAACGAAGUUUUCGACUUGCGGAUCCGAUUUUUGGAUGGACUUGUUCAGAUUUUCGCAAACCACAGUGAGAUCGGCAUCUUCACAGCCAGCGACGCUUUGUUGAAUGCCACUGAAGCCACAUUGUCAACAACAUCGAACGGAAUCCAAAGUCUUCGACUGUUUAGGAUUGAAGGCCGAAAGUACGAGGAAUCCAUUCAACGGGAACAUUCGUCUCAAUUUCGGGCAACGCUUGGACAUUUCGGCUCAACCAAUCGCGAAAA
Molecule: messenger RNA, 743 nt
Organism: Mesorhabditis belari
Lineage: Eukaryota; Metazoa; Nematoda; Chromadorea; Rhabditida; Rhabditidae
Source: the annotation of a GenBank genome assembly